AUGAAUGACGACGUGCAGGUAUCAGGCUCGCGUCGAAGGGCAGCGCAGAAAGCGGCGGGGAGCUUUGCAGCCCAGCUGACGGACUCUGACUCCGACGAUGCCCUGCCCUCGGACGCGUCCUCUGCGUAUCCCAGCCCAUCAAAGAAGAAAGGGAACACGACCGUUACUUACGGUGGCAAGGGUCGGACGAUCGCUCCUGAUAAUACCGCGCGACAGCCAGCAAGAAGGAAGUCUGGCGUGACGGCCGCCACUCCGACCAAAAGAGAGGCCAAGGUUCCGAAGAAACAGUCCCAAGCGAAUCUGAAGAAACGGCGGCUGUCGUCCUCGCCGCUCUCGGAGCUAUCCCGGUCGCGGUCGGCGUCUGACGUACCGCCUUCAACGACUGUAACUACAAGUACAACUACAACCGCUACGCUUCCGCGUGCGUCGCCCUUGAAGCGCGCUCCGGGCUCGUCCACCAGCCUGAGCGAGCUGUCGGACCUAUCCUCUGUCUCUAGACCGUCAACGCCUAAGCAGAAGCAGUUUCGACCGCCGCCCCGGCCCGUGAGCAGCAUGUUCGCAGCAGACAACUCGCCCGUCCCAAGCCAAGCGGCGGCUGAGGAGGAGGAGGAUGAAUGGGACCUGGGGAAGCUGGGGUCGCUCGUCUGGGUGCGCAUUGACAAGCACGGAAACACAGUAUCGAAUGAGAGUGAAGAAGAUGAAUAUGCCUCGGACACAGCAUUCUGGUGGCCAGGCAGGAUCCUGAAUGACAAUGACAAUAUCGAUGCGCUGCCUUUGAAAGUUUCGUUGUUUGGUAAACCGAGCGCAUACAGUCCGCAAACUACCGAGAUACGAACUCCCUCGAGUGCGAACAUCCUAUCUAUGCAUUCACCGCGACACAUAAUACGAUUCAACUCUAACAACUUCACCCUGAGCAUGCCGUCGAGUUCGUAUCAGGCGUCGCCCAGGAAGAAACAGAAGACAGAUCUGGAAACGCGGUGGAACGAUGCCGUGGCGCAGAUGGUCGCGAAGGACGCGGAGGACAAUGACGGCCUUCCCAGCGCCUCGUCGCUCUUCGCCUUCGCCGGAGUCAGCUCGUUCAGCUCCCUGCUGGGCUCCGGUCCAGGACGCAACCACAAGAAACCCAAGACACCCAAAUCCAAGGCAACCCCAGCUCGCCCGGACCCAGACGAGGACGAGCGCUGGUCCCCGCCGCCGCCCGACGCGCUGCUCGAGAUCCCGGGCGAGCUCGUGCUCGCACGCGAGAGCAGGAACCGCACGGAGUACUGGCCCGCGAAGGUAAUGGCGUACGUCCCGCCCGCGCACCGUCGCGCGCCGCCAAGAUACGAGCUGCAGUACCUCGACCAGACGACGCACCGGGUGACGCGGGACCUGUUCUACACGUGCGAGGAGCGCGGGUUCGUGGACUGCAAGCUCGGUCAGUUUGAGAGCUCUGUCAGUCUCGAGGAGGCACAUAACGAUGAUCACGACGAGGACGACGACGGGGUGCUCGAAGACGGUGCUUCCGAACCCGAGUCUGAGGAGCCGCCUUCCCUCCCGCCGCCACCCCGCAUCGACUUCUGCGCGCUGCCCAUCGCCGCGCAGCUCGCGUACGUGAAACCUGUCCUGUCGCUGAUCAUGCAGGAGAAGUACGAGCCCGCACGCGCUCGGCACGCGGCCUUUAUGAAAGGUGGCGCGGCCCGGGUCAACGUGUGCAAGAGCGCUGCCGCCAAGGGCGAUUUGACGGCGUUGGAGGUGGCGCAGCUGCAGAGGCGGUUGAGUAGGUGGAUUCUGCGCGACGAACCGGAAGGUGAGAUGCAGAACUCGGACGGGCUGGAAGUAGCUACGGGAGCGGCAUCCGAUGGUCCACAAGGGCGUGGAUAUGAUGAUCCUGCUUCAGGAACACGCAGCAGUGAAGUCGAGACCCUACCAUCCUCCCCCGCGGAACCUCCGCCGUCUUCACUGGCGGUAACGGAUGAUAUACAGGCACAGUGCCUCGAGCGACAAGACGAGCCGUCCCCAAGAGCUAACUCUCCAGAAGCAGAGGCUCCCGCGAGGCAACCCGCUACAUUCGAGUCCUUAUCAGGUGUCGAGAAAGUCGAGUACUGCUCCAACGUCCUCCUGCCGGAGGCUAUCAUCCAGUUGUUGCUGUGGCGGUGGGAGAAACGAACGACCCUGGAACCGCUGGAAGACUCUGAGGAAGAGACUCGUUUGUAUAAGGUUGGUUUGGAAAAAGCUGAAGAGACCGAUUGGGUACAUGAUGUUCUCCGGUUACGAGAGGCGAAAUCCAAGAGGCUCAAGAAGGCCCCACAGUCUAAUGGUAAUAAUACUGGAGGGACACGGUCGCGCCCUAGGAGGGCAUGAUCAACCUCCCAGGGGCAUUGACAGUGAAACAUCUCGAGGCUGUAUUUGGGUCGAGCAUUCUCUCGUUAUCUUCUCUCGAGGACACUCGUUGGAUAGCGAAACAUAUCAGUCAUCAUCAUGAUCAGCAUACCCCAUGCUUCGUUCACGCAAUCUUGGCAAUCUGUCGUAGUACGGUAACAAUAGCAUUAUGCAGUGUAUAUUGUACGAACAUCAUCCAUCAGUUCAUCGUCCCUAGUCCACUAGCAAUCCCAUUCAUAAGAAAUCUACUGCGCUCUUCUGAUUCCGCCUUUCAAUCCCCCUCCUCGCAUACUACAACGCUUGUUCUUCUCUACGACGGAUGCUCAUUGACUCGUUCCCUCCCACGGCACUAUGGUCGGAGAGUUCUUUCGUAGCAACCACAUGCUUGCUUCAACAUUAGCAUUUGGGCACGCUCUAUCCGAUUAGAACCAACCAUGGCCCGUCGGACGCCUUAGCAUCCUACUGGUGCCCUGGCGCAGGCUCUGGAAGUACGGGGCUUCGGCUCGCCAUAAAGCUAUAGCUCCCUCGUGGAGGAUAAACCGCGUGGACUCGGAUGAGCGUGUCGUGCGAUCUGGCGGACACACCCAGCCUGGCUAUUUCUGUCUUACGACAGAUAAGGCGCCACUUCGUCGGUCAUUCAGCUCGUGGUGAUCGUGGCAACAUAGUCCCGCGAAACGUCGUGAUUCGAUACGUGACGCCUCCAGAGACAUGCGCUCCAAUCAUAGCUCAUUCUUCAUGCAACGCUGCUCCGCUGGGAAGAUGCAGGGAACUCGCGUUCCGUGAGCUGGCCGGCCUAGGCACCAAGGUCGACAAAUUCAUCUGCGAUGAAUUGCGAGAGCGAGACGAUAGCGAGGAUACGUUGUUGCUAUUGGCUAGGGAAUAGAGGGCUUCGUCCUGGUAGAAACUUUGAGAUGAGGGUGAGACGGGCGGAUGUGGCAUGCUGGCCAGGCUCGGCUUGCCGUAUCCGUUUCCAUUCCCGUUCGCAUAGCCUGCGUUCAUGGCAGGGGAGGAGAAGGACCGAUGGAUUGGCGAUACUCGGGGCGUUGCAUUCGUUUGCCGUAAGAUGGGACGAUGUCCGUUCAUGACGCUGGCUGCAGACCGAGUCCUUGAAGAUGAAGAGAGCAACCUGCGCAGCGGGUAAAGCCAAGCGCGAGGUCCGGAGAUGGGUGAUUGCGGGCGAGACGACGAGGGCGACCCCAACCCAUUUCCGUACAACGGCUGACCUUCCUCCAUAACAUAGCUGUCGGCUACGUAAUCCCUGUCCUUCUUGAAGGGACCUCUAACCAUCCGGCGCGCAGAAACUUUAAGCUGGUGCCGAAGCCGAUAAAUAACCAAUAAAAAUGUCGAUAUCACGAAAAGGUAUAUCGCCCACCCAACCGGCGAAAAGCCGAGAGAGGCUUUCGUCAAGGCCGGGGGGAGAUGGGGAGCCAGUACAUCUUCAAUCGUGUCCAAGUGCCAGAAUGGGCGAAUCGGCUUGAUGGUGAUAUUGCUGGACUCGGGUAUGUCUUCCAACGGGUCCGAAAGCGGAGGCUUGUUCCGAUUGGCCUCUAGCACAGGAACCUGUUUACUAGCCUCCAGCACCAUCUUCCCCAGAGUCCAGC
Molecule: messenger RNA, 3962 nt
Organism: Gloeophyllum trabeum ATCC 11539
Lineage: Eukaryota; Fungi; Basidiomycota; Agaricomycetes; Gloeophyllales; Gloeophyllaceae
Exons: 7
Coding region: 1-2343 (780 amino acids)
Source: RefSeq, a predicted model, not a curated record